GUGCGCAGCUCGCUGUUUCCGUGCGGUGGGGUUUAGGAGCUGGUUUCCGGUUUCCUGCAUGCGUGCUGCACAGGGAGGCAUGUUACAUGUUAUCCUGGGGCUGAGCUGGCUGGACACAUGACAUACUUUAAUCAACUGGUGAUUCACUGAUGAAGGCUCAAAGAUGGCGAAGGUCCAAUUAAAGAAGGACAAAUCAUCUGUAAGUGUCACAAAUACUACUAAAGGGACCAAAAAACAGAAAAAGAAGAGAUUCUGGCCGAAUAAACCAAGUAAGGCGACAAAAGGCAGUGACAUAAAGAAGGGCAAUGAUGAGAAGAAGACAUCGUUGUUGUUACCCCCCAAAACACCUCAAGAGUUCUCAGUGAACUGGAAAGCAUUAGAAGCGUUAAUGAAACCUGAGAUAAGCAGUUCAGUGGAUGAGGCAACUCCAGAAAAGUUACAGAAGAAAGAUCCGAAACUUUCAGACAAAAAAGACGUGCAGCCUGUAAAGGUAAAAACGUCUCCGAAAGUAAAUGGACACUUAAAAGGGUCUCCGUCUGUGGCCAAAGAGGACAAGAAAAGCCCAAAAGAACAUCCUAGCAGUUCUGGAGACGUCAAGCAAGAUGUGAAAAAGAAGAAAAAACGAAAGCUAAAACCAGAGGAGGAGGAAAAAAAUACUACGCGGAAAAAGCAGAAAUUGCAUGAAAAAAAUAAAUCUGAAGAAGCAAACAAAGUGGAAUCAACAAAAUAUGACAUCUGGUUUGAUGAUGUGGAUCCAAAUGACAUUGAGGCAGCUCUUGGACCCGAAGCUGGAGAGAUUGCCCGUAAGAUGCAAGGCUUACCUGAGAAAACACGUGAUCCUGUAGAUGUGGUUUUGGUGAAGGAGCGGGCCUUCGAGGGGCUGACCCGCACCGUUGCUAUGGAUUGCGAGAUGGUAGGUGUGGGCCCAGAAGGAGAAGAAAGUAUAUUGGCACGAGUGUCUAUCGUGAAUCAGUUUGGGAAGUGUGUGUACGAUAAAUAUGUUAAACCAACAGAAUUCGUCACAGAUUACAGAACCGCAGUGAGCGGCAUCCGACCCAAGGACAUUAAGAAUGGUGAAGAUUUUAAAGUUGUUCAGCAAGAGGUUUCCGAGCUCCUCCAAGGGCGUAUUUUAGUGGGACAUGCCGUGCACAAUGAUCUGAAGAUACUCUUCUUAGACCAUCCUAAAAAGGCUAUCCGAGACACUCAAAGAUACAAACCUUUCAAAAAGAGAGUGCAGAGUGGACGUCCUUCUCUUAAAUUGCUGUGCGAAAAAAUACUGAGUGUGAAGGUACAGACCAAGGAACAUUGCUCGAUUCAGGAUGCACAGGCAGCCAUGCGGUUAUACACAUUGGAGAAAAAACAUUGGGAAGCAGAGAUUAAAGCAAAACAUUCCCGUGCAAAGCCUGAAGUGCAGAAACACCAGGCGGCACCGGCAAAGUGACCAUCAGCGCUCGUCUUCUAAAAAUGGUUUUAUGAUUGACGAAGAGUAAUCUUUCAUUCAAGCACCGACGUGCCUUAUUGUUAAAGGUCUUUCUUUAUUAUUUCACAUUGGACAGUACUGGACUGCCAUGUUUUAUAUAUGAGAAUUCCAUAAAACCCAAAAGCUGAUGGUUUUUUUUGAGGACUGACAGACAUUUCACUUUCAAAGGCUAUUGGAAUUGCCAACACAUUGAGAACAAAAAAAAAAGCAAAAUAAAAAAAAUUGUAUUGAAAAUCUUGUGACACAAAAUGCUCCGUUAUAAUUUGUAUUUAAUAAGUGGUAAAAGAAAACACAGAAUGUCUGCUUUAGAAAAAUGAAAGUAUGGUUUCUGAGUAAAUUUUCUGUUUGAGGCUAGAUUGUAAAAUGUAAUACGUUUACCUGCACAAUUUCCAUGGCGGACAGACGCUUAAAUAGGAUAUUGUGCUGAGUUGUUUAUUCUGCUAUAGUAAUUACUAUCAACGUUCAGGAAUGUCAGAUGACAUUUAAACAGUCGGUCCCUUAACUGCUCCCAUAUUCCCAGUGUGAGAUGGUUUUAUCUGAUCUUCCAUAAGGCCAUAGACUGGCCUUACCCUUGGAAGGAUUUAGAGAAGAUUUUUUUUAUGUAGGAAUGGCCUUGAAACCAGCAUGUAAAAGUAACUUUUUGGGGGGAGUUUUAAAUGUCUCAUGUUUCUUAUAUAUUUUGAUUAAUAAAACAGCCUGGUAUCUCAGCUGCCUUCAGUAAUGUGUAGAAUUAUGUCAAAUCCUAUGAAAAGGCAACAAUUACCGGUGUUUAACGGCAUGUCAGGCAUGUCGCUCCUCAAGUGCUGUGAGCGAUCGCAGUUAUGUUACAUAUUAAAUAUGUGUCUGCAAUUUUCAAUUUCUGUUGAAUAUGCUUCAUCUGCCCAAUAUAAACAUGAUUUAAAAAAAAGGCUAACUCUGGGGUUUUGUAU
Molecule: messenger RNA, 2409 nt
Organism: Pelobates fuscus (common spadefoot toad)
Lineage: Eukaryota; Metazoa; Chordata; Amphibia; Anura; Pelobatidae
Gene: REXO4
Product: REX4 homolog, 3'-5' exonuclease
Exons: 9
Coding region: 164-1441 (425 amino acids)
Biological process (GO): rRNA processing; DNA catabolic process
Cellular component (GO): nucleus
Molecular function (GO): 3'-5' exonuclease activity; nucleic acid binding
Source: RefSeq, a predicted model, not a curated record